UAGACAUGAAGAAUAUUUUCCAUCAUUAUGAACAGUUCAUAUGAACAGUCAUAUACAUACAAUAUAUACUAUAUAACACAUUCAGAGAACUGUGAACCAAGACCGUUAAACUGUGUGGUGGGAGGAUUCACACGCACAAGACUAACAUGUUGAGAGUUUUCAGCAGACAGUCUUAUUGGACUUUUCACUGAAUCAUUUAAGAAAAUGUUUUUGGUUUUUGUUUUGUUCUGUUUAUGCUGCUGGAGUCUGAUUGGUGUAUUUAGGGCAGAAACAAUUGAAACACAGUCGGUGUCAGUGGUGGAGGGAGAUUUGGUGUUACUGUACACUAAUGUUACUGAGAUGCAAGAACAUGACAACAUAUUGUGGACAUUUAGAUCUGAAGACAAUGUGAUAGCUAGAGCUAAUAGAAACAAACAAAAAAUAUCCAUGUAUGAUGGUAAUGAUGGGAGAUUUAGAGACAGACUGAAACUGGACAAACAAACUGGAUCUCUGACCAUCACAAACAUCACAACUCAACAUGCUGGAGUUUAUAAACUACAAGUAAGGUCAGCGCAACUGUCAACAAAAAUAUUCAAUGUUUCUGUCUAUGUUCAUCUGCCUGUUCCUGUCAUCAUCAGUAACUCUUCUCAAUGUUCAUCAUCAUCGCAGCAGAAUUGUUCAUUGUUGUGUUCAGUGGUGAAUGUGAGUCAUGUGAAUCUCUCCUGGUACAAAGGAAACAGUUUAUUGUCCAGCAUCAGUGUGUCUGAUCUCAGCAUCAGUCUCUCUCUACCUCUGGAGGUGGAAUAUCAGGAUAAAAACACCUACAGCUGUGUGAUCAACAAUUCAUUUACUAACCAGACCAGACAUCUGGACAUCAGCAAAUUCUGUCACCCAUGUGCAGAACCUAACUCUCCUUUACAACAAGACUCAUCCCUAAAAGUGCCGAUCUUUGUUGCUGCUGGAUCUCUGUUGACUGUUGUUGUAAUCGGGGUCUUCUGCAUCUACAGGAAAUGUAAAAAAACUGUUAAAGACGGCAAGUGUUAGCUACUUUUUUUCCACAAGUAUUAUAAGAAAAAUUCUAAACAGUUUAACCAAUUGAUAACACUAGAAUGAAACUGAUGGGUUAAUA
Labeo rohita (rohu) is the source of this 1108-nucleotide messenger RNA. RefSeq names its product transmembrane and immunoglobulin domain-containing protein 1-like. The record is from RefSeq and is a predicted model, not a curated record. NCBI's taxonomy places the organism in Eukaryota, Metazoa, Chordata, Actinopteri, Cypriniformes, Cyprinidae. The coding region runs from base 205 to 1023 and encodes 272 amino acids. The transcript is spliced from 4 exons.